AUGAAGUUUGAUUACGACCCAGCAUCAUUUUCCAAAACUACCUAUAACAUUAGUGGAAUAGCAGUCCACGUGUACAAUAGUGAUGUGUUAGUUCCAUACAUUCAAUCUUUCAACAAAUCGCUGGUUCAUAUUGAUGAAAUUCCCAUUAACAUCAUUUACUUGUUACAUCCUCGUGGUGUGAGCUAUAAGCUCACUGAAGCUAUUGGCUACAAUAUCUUGAGCCAAGUUGAGCAAAAGAGGCAACAACACGGUGGAGUCCCAUUGAUCUGUGUUACUUUUGAUUUAAGAAACCAUGGUGAAAGGACAAUUGAUGCGUCCAAAAACGAGGAUUGGUUACAGGGUAAUAAAACACACGGAAUAGAUAUGAUUAGUUCGAUUAUGGGUAAUGUACAAGAUUUGAAAUUAAUUAUUGAUUUCUUACCAGAUUACUUGAAUUUGGAGUCUUAUUUGACCGAUGAAUUCAAAUCUAAGCAUCAGCAUUACAAUAUCAAGCACCGCAACAUCAUAUCGGGUUAUUCGUUAGGUGCACAUACUGUUUAUCGUUUUGCAAAUGAGUAUCCUGAGUUGGUAUAUGCUAUCAAUCCAGUUAUUGGUUGUGUUGAUUUGACUAGCUUAUUGAUCAAUCGACUUAAGCAAAAUGAUUUGUCAAGUGACGACUAUGAUAAGAGAUGGUUUUAUUACAACUACGACGAGUUGCACUUGUCUCCUGAACAACAAAAAACCGAGUAUCCAGAGCAUUUCCACAAAUUGUUAUCUAAGCAAGAUGAAUCAAUAUGGGAAAAUUUUGCCAUGAGUUCCAUAAAGAUGUAUGCUAGUUUUGGUCAAGAGGACAAAUUGGUCCCAUUCAAAUUAAGUUCAGUUUGGUGCGAUUCUUAUUUGAACACUAAUGAUGAUACAGAAAUUGUUGUUUAUGAAGGAGUUGGGCAUGAUAUUACCGAGAAAAUGAUUGAUGAUUUUACCACCUGGUUGGUUAAACAAAUUUAA
Molecule: messenger RNA, 984 nt
Organism: Lodderomyces orthopsilosis Co 90-125
Lineage: Eukaryota; Fungi; Ascomycota; Pichiomycetes; Serinales; Debaryomycetaceae
Exons: 1
Coding region: 1-984 (327 amino acids)
Source: RefSeq, a predicted model, not a curated record